CAAACUUCAAAUGAAAAUAUAGAUGAUAAUAAUAAUUAUGAAUACUUUUUCAAUCGUACCUAUCAAAAAGUUUGUCAAAUUAUUAAAACUAAAUCAGAAAUAACAAAAACUUUUUAUAUUUUAUUAAAUAAAACAUUACAAGAAGAAAUUACUAAUGAAAUACAAAAAGUUCCUGAAGUAUUAAAUAAUGGACAAAUUAAAAACCCUUUGACUAUAAAAUCUAAAGAUACAACUUGUAAUUUUGUUGAAGAAAAUGAGGAAAAAGAAGAAAUUACAGAAAAUUUAUCAAGUCCGUUACCUGAAAAGAUUCGAAGUUUACUACACAAAAUUUCAAAUCAAAAUGGUAAACCUACAAGUGAAGAUCGUGAAACAUUUU
Molecule: messenger RNA, 376 nt
Organism: Diversispora eburnea
Lineage: Eukaryota; Fungi; Glomeromycota; Glomeromycetes; Diversisporales; Diversisporaceae
Source: the annotation of a GenBank genome assembly